This is a messenger RNA of Culex pipiens pallens (northern house mosquito), 9472 nucleotides long. RefSeq lists its product as uncharacterized. Lineage: Eukaryota; Metazoa; Arthropoda; Insecta; Diptera; Culicidae. The transcript has 2 exons. The record is from RefSeq and is a predicted model, not a curated record. The coding region runs from base 8782 to 9459 and encodes 225 amino acids.
UUGUUUAUUCGUCAAGCUUAUGUAGACUACUUACAAUUUUCUUACAUACUAGAUAUUAUUUCUAUUGUACAGAAAUAUUGUUCAGUAGUCGGGGCGUUUAGGCGCGUUUAUUAUUCGCGCUGUCACGUUUUUUCAAAAAAGAAAAGAAGAAAUCGUUUGAAAAGCUAUGGAAUAAAAAUGGCUUCAGCAGUGAAAGUUUCUCAAGUGGAACAAUCCGAGAUGGAGCUCAUUCUGGAAGAAAUCAGGGCCAAGCGCCUGCGGAAGCUGGACACCAGUUCGACGGCGAAGGCGGCAGUCGUUACUGCGGUGGACCAGCUGGAUUCUACAUCCGGCAUCGCAGGAGAUUCCAAGGAAGUGGAGGGGAAAGGACCAAGUUUUGAAAGUGCUCCUGCAGAUAUUUUCUUGGACGACGUCGGUGGUUUGUGGAUGCCGGAUGUGGAUGGCGUCAACAUCGUCAACAGCUGACCUAACUCGGGGAGGCUACGUGGCCCACGGAAGAGGUUUACAUCGGUGUUGGGAGCUGGUUGGAUGAUCCCAGAAUUGAAUUUGGUGAGAGCGUUCUAAUUUCUUCCUUAUUAUAUUAUUGCAUUUCAAUUUUCUCAUUAUUUACCAACGCCCACUACUUCAUUCGUCGGUGAAGUAUCCCAUCAAACCCUUUCCCCUUCCAAAUCCGGAUAUCUUGGAGGUCGUCUAAGUUCUUAGGCAUCUCUAUAGGAUAUCCAAUCAUCAAAUCCCUCCCCACCUCCCCCGUUGAUCGUGAGGAGUCGACCAAAAGGACAAAUGAAUGGUGAUGUGUCAUUCGGCACAUUCCUGACGCAUUUAUUUUCCUUAUCGGCGCCAACCUAGCUAUUGCGAGCUUUAUGCUCGGCUAGAGUACGGUCAACCAAGCUAAGCUAAGUUACUAGAUAUUAUUUCUAUUGUACAGAUUUUUUCGUAGUUCCGGUUUAGACAUGUCGAAAUGUAUGUACUGUGAAUUUUCAUUAUAAAAGCGCAUCAUUUGAUUUAAUGGCGAAUUUUUUAAAUAAUUUGUCGUGUAUGCAGUUAUUCUAAAAAGUGGGGAAUGUCUAAGAUUACGGCUUGGUUCAUGAAUACUAUUGCGAAUUUCUGAAAAUAAUGUUGCUGACUGUAUGCGUUAGAAAAUAAUGUCGUUGAUGAAAGAGAGCAUGGCAAAUUUACGACGUUCUUGUAAUGAUUGUAUGUUUAUGAGCAUGCAGCGUGCUUCAUACGAUGGGAGAGGAAAUGCAGUCCAGUUCAGUACAUAGUGCGUACAGUAAGAAUUGUUUUAGGACAGAUUCAAUACGUGCUUGGUGUACGGCAUAGUAUGGAUUCCAGACGAUACUACAGUAUUCCAAGAGUGGCCUGACAUACGUUAUAUAGAGUAAUUUAAUAGUAUACGGGUCCUGGAAGUUGAAUGCAAAGCGCUUUAUAAAGCCUAAUGUACUUGUUGCCUUGUUUAUUAUUGUGUUAUAGUGUUCUACAAAAGUUAGUUGUGAGUCUAGGAUGACACCUCCCACAUUAACUCAGUGCGGACGUUAGGCAUCGGCGGCCGUUACUGAUCGUGUGGUCCGCCCUAGAACCGCCCUGGCGGACUGAGGGCGGGCCGCCUGGGCGGUUGAAAUUUGACUUAUGAAAUUUUUCAAUUUCGUCCGCCCUCCAUCCGCCUUGGCGUGCCAUGGGCGCAUCGCCUGGGCGGUUCAAACUGAUCGCUGAAAUGUUUCAAUAUCGUUCGCCCCUCAAUCUCCGCGGCGAGCCAAAGGCUGAUUGCCAUGGCGGUUUGCAUCUGAAGGAAUUCAUUCGAAUUUGACAUUUCAGUCAGUUUUCAACGAGCUUCGGUGGGUGUUGUUAUUUAAUCGGCGGCUGCUGAUUUUCGUUGUUAAGUUUGUGUUGGGAGAAGUGUUGUGUUGUUUAGAUUGUUUACUUAUGUAAACAAACAGUUGAAAGUGCGUUUGAAAUAGUGAUUGAAGGUUGUUUUGCAAGAAUAAUCGUUAUUGUUGGUGUAAUUUAUGUGACACUCAUUAUAAAUAUGGUUGGCAGAUGUGCAAUCAUUUGGAAUACUUAGAAUUUGAUAUGUUUCAUAGUUUUUAUGAUUUGAUUUGUUCUUUUUUGUAUGUAUGUAUGGAAAUUUGGUGUACAUUUUGGUAAAAAGUAUAUCUUUCCCAGUUACUUUAAGGGAAACCUCUUGAAGAGUAUCGGGGUGGUAUUUACAAAGCAGAUUUUGUGGCAAUGUUUACUCAAUUUAGUUAAUGUUUUUUUUGUGUGAAUGUUAACACUCCAUAGGUUGCGGGUUCAUUGCUAGCAGUGGAGGCGAUUAGUGGUGCAGCAGCGAUUUUUGUCUUUCUUUUGUUUGACGUUUUGACAAAGGACUUUGUCUUAAAGCUCUAUCUGCGGUGUCAAUGCAAAAUUUUUCGAAAAUGUAGCGUUACCGUCGCAUGCCCUCGGCGUGACAUUCUGUUUCUGUUGCGUGGAUGCCGUGCCAACUAUUUAAGCUAAAAGUUAGCCUCUGGAGGAUUUAGUGUCCAUCAGACUUUCAUCAAAGAAGGACCUUACGUUGGGAAUUUUAAUGCUCACACACACACGCACACGUUGAAAGAAACAGGUGGUGCAUAAACUUGAGGGAGGUCCAAGAAGAUAUUGACGGUUGCCAGAACGGUCACCGGAAUACCGAAAUGAUUUUGAACAAAUUGGUAGGAUAUCGGCCACACCCGGAGUGGCCAGUGCCCUGGGGAAGGUUCUACCGGGAGGACAUUUACGGAACCAUGCAAAUUGGGGCAAUAUGGGUAUUAAAAUUCAUGGUUUUGACAAAGGACUUUGUCUUAAAGCUCUAUCUGCGGUGUCAAUGCAAAAUUUUUCGAAAAUGUAGCGUUACCGUCGCAUGCCCUCGGCGUGACAUUCUGUUUCUGUUGCGUGGAUGCCGUGCCAACUAUUUAAGCUAAAAGUUAGCCUCUGGAGGAUUUAGUGUCCAUCAGACUUUCAUCAAAGAAGGACCUUACGUUGGGAAUUUUAAUGCUCACACACACACGCACACGUUGAAAGAAACAGGUGGUGCAUAAACUUGAGGGAGGUCCAAGAAGAUAUUGACGGUUGCCAGAACGGUCACCGGAAUACCGAAAUGAUUUUGAACAAAUUGGUAGGAUAUCGGCCACACCCGGAGUGGCCAGUGCCCUGGGGAAGGUUCUACCGGGAGGACAUUUACGGAACCAUGCAAAUUGGGGCAAUAUGGGUAUUAAAAUUCAUGAUUUUUGAAACUGGUAAUGAAAAUGGGCAUUUUGACAGGAUUGGCCACACCCGGAGUGCCCAUGGCCCUGAGGGAAGGUUCUACCGGGGGACUGUGGACUGGCGUUGAGAAUGCGACUUGUAAGGUCGGCGGUUACUUUGCAACUGAAAGUAUAUGUUUGUAAUUAAUACCCAAAAACACCCAAAAUGGAUCUACAAGCAAGCUUAUUCCUUCCUCAUUUUCAAUAUUUUUAUCUGUACUUUUCUGUAAUUUAUUCCCAACCAAGCUGUACAGCUAAAACAAACAACAUUUUUUUAAUAAAGGCUAGUAUGGAGAUCGGAAGGAAAGGGGUCAAGAAACAGCUUUACGAACAGCAGAACAAAGGAGAGGGAGCGUUUUCUUGGGGCUUUUUUUUCACCCUAUCUGGCUUGCUUUCGCUUCAACUGCUGCCCAUUUGAAUUUUGUCUUGACCGGUUCCUUCCGAUGUGCAAACACCGCUUAACAUUGUAUCAAAAAUUACCGCAUUUUAACUAAUUUUGAAACUGUUUAUAAAUCAUGGCAAAAAUUACUAAAAUGUAAAAUCAGUAAUAUUUUCGAAGAAUUUGUUUUCAUCAGUACCGGUACACUUUUAUAAAAUAAAAAAUAGUCCAUAUUUCAGUUUAAAAUGAUUUCUUGAAAAGCAAUCUCAAUAAAUUAAGCAAAUUGCAAAAAUAAUAUAAAUAUUUCAAUUAAUGCUCAAAAUGUGCUUUGCUGCACUAAAUACAUUUUUUUUUAUAAAAAAAUAAAAUCAAAUGUUGUUAAUUCUUGCCACAAAAGCUUUCUGAAAAACACAUUUUUACCGAUUUAACGAUUUUGUUCUGUAAAUGGAUGGUAGUAUCAACAUUUUUCAACUUUUAUAUUAAAAAUUUUGAACUUUCUAUUAAUAUUCACUUACGCGAUCUUUUAACCAAACAAACGAUAGUUUUUACCGAAAAGUUUUUUUUUCUCUGUUGUGUCUACUUAAUAAUAUUUUUGUUUAUCUUGAAACAAAACAUAGUUCAGAAAAUAUUAUUCUAAUGAAUAAAUCAAAAUCAUGUGGUAAAUUGUUGCAAUAAAAAUAAAAUAUAUAAACUGAAAUAAAUGCCGUUCCGCUAUUUUCGAUUUCUAUUAUAUGUCAAAUUAAUUUUCUCUUCAAAUUGUAUUUAUUGUAGCUAAAGGUGAUAUUGAUAUUACCGUAGAUUAGAUUAUUCAAUGUUACAUAUAAUCAUGAUCAAAACAAUGUUUAAGGUCAUUUUAUUUAUAAAUACCUUCAAAAUAUACUGUGCCUAUCAGAUAACAACAAAAAACAUAUUUUAUUAAAUUAUUCUUGUAAUGCAUAGAUGUAUAGAUUGCAAUCUGACUACUUUCUCAAAGGGUUCCAGCUCAGGCGAAAAAUUUUUCAAACUACCACCGCAGAGGUCUGUCAGACUCCAACACGGAGGAGACAAUAUCCUAACCAUAAAUUCCUUCAAACCGUAUCUUGCUUAUCUAAAAACAGCUGAAAGAUUUUUUAAUGUUUUAUUUUUAAAUAUUUUGUUUUAUUUUUCUCGUAAUGUAAAAUGGGUUCCAAGCAACUUUGAUAUAUUACAUCAGUAGAUUGUUCACAGAAACUUAUUUUUUGUUUAAUCACGAUCUUUACGAUCCCUGUUCAUGGUUUCUUUUCUUAUUUAAAAUUUUAACUUUUUCUUUGCUGAUAAACUCCUGUUAUGUAAUUUGAAAAAGUUUGGUUUCAUAAUUAAGUACAAUCGAUUAAAGAACCCCAAAGUUUCUUUAAUUUAUUUCAAAAUAAUGUUUCUCUUAAUUAAAUUUUGAUAUAUUUACUUUACUAAAAUUCUGAAAGUUUUUUUUAAACUCAAUAAAAUGAUACAUUGUUAAAAUAUAAUUUUAUCGAAAUUAAUUAAUGAUUUUGAACUAUUUUGAUACAAAUCACAGAUAUUGCAUUGAAAAAUAAAAAUAAAUAUAAUUAAUAUAAAUAUUUCCUAGUUUUUUUAAAAUUAUGUUUUUUUUCGUUGCUCAAUUCAAAAUUAAUAUUUAAAUAUUUGUAUUAUUUUCUCUUGUGACGCAACGCUUUCACAAUUUAAAUUAUAUUUUAAGCAUUUCUGAUGAUUAAUCAUUCCUUUAUUUAUUAUUUAAAAAUACAUCAAAUUAAUUAUUAAGUGAAUUAUUUGACCUUUUUUUAACUAAUAAUGUAUUGUUCAUUCCAUUACUUAAAUUUUUACGUCCCUGUGAAAUAAUGUUGGGUUUCAAGAAAUGUUUCUAUCACAGCUGAGUAAAUCGAUUAAAGUAACAAUUAACAAUAACAACUAUCAAUAUGGAAUACGAAUACUUAAUCAUUAACGUCUUUCAAUUUAGAGGUUUAUCUUUCAAGAGAGGAAAACUCCAGUGUUAGUUAUAGUGACAACCGUUUUAGUCCUAUUCGAUGAAUUUAAAAUCAUUUUUUUAGGUAGUUCACAGACAUAACGCCAAAAUACAUAUUACUUUAUCUGUGGAUACCAAAAAAUGCUCACUUUCACAUUUAAAUUUAUUUAUUUAUUUUCUUAGGUCAAUUUCUUUUGUGAUGUUAAAGACGGUCCUUAAUUGAAUGAAAAGAUUUGCUGAACAAUAUAUUUUUAAAAUCCAUAAGGCUCCUUCUGCGAAGUUUUUUUAAAAAAAAAAUCAUCACAAAAGUCUGUCGGGUUGUUUUAUCGAGGAGAUUGUUAUCGGACUGCUUUCGCAAAGAACUCCAGCACAGAUUAUUCAUUUUUUUAAUCUGACUACCAUCGCAGAGGUCUGUCAGGAUCCAACACAGAGGAGACUUUUUUUUUCUGACUACCAUCGCCGAGGUCUGUCAUGCUCCAACACAGAGGAGACUUUUUUUUCUGACUACCAUCGCAGAGGUCUGUCAGGCUCCAACACAGAGGAGACUUUUUUUUCUGACUACCAUCGCAGAGGUCUGUCAGGCUCCAACACAGAGGAGACUUUUUUUUCUGACUACCAUCGCAGAGGUCUGUCAGGCUCCAACACAGAGGAGACUUUUUUUUCUGACUACCAUCGCAGAGGUCUGUCAGGCUCCAACACAGAGGAGACUUUUUUUUUCUGACUACCAUCGCAGAGGUCUGUCAGGCUCCAACACAGAGGAGACUUUUUUUUUCUGACUACCAUCGCAGAGGUCUGUCAGGCUCCAACACAGAGGAGACUUUUUUUUCUGACUACCAUCGCAAAGGUCUGUCAGGCUCCAACACAGAAGAGACUUCAAAAUUAAUUAUGACUAAUCAAUUAUAACGGCAAAAAAACGUUGCUCAAAUCAAAUUUCAAAGCAAAACAUUGAUUGUCAAUUUCUGCAUAAAUCUAUAAAAUUUUCAUUAGAAUUCUAAAACGAUAGUUUUCAAUUUCCACAGCAUCAAGCAACAAUUUAAUAUUGCAUCAAAUUCACAGUAAAAAUUUAUCGUCAAUAAUAACAACAAUCAAAUCUUCAUUCAAAUGAGAACUUAACAUUUUUUCAUUAACCAUAAAAUUAAUAAUCAAAUUUUGCAUCAACUUCAAAACAAAACAUUGGUCAUCAUUAGCAUAUAAAAAAUCAAAUAUUGCGUCAAAUUUAAAACUCAAAAUUGCUAACCAUUAAACCACAAUCAAAUAUUGCAUGAAAUUUAAAACCGAAAAAAAUACCGUUCUAUAAUAACAAAACUCAAAUUCAGAAAACAAAUCUUGGCCUUCGAUUGCCACAACAAAAAGCAAAUCUAUCGUCGUAUUCAAAAUAAUAACUGGUUUUCGAUUACCACAAUAUCAAUCAAACCUCGUAUCUUACUCGAAACAAAAUAUUGGUUUUCAUUUAUCGCAAAAAUAAGCAAAUUUGUCAUCUUACCAUAACAAAACAUUGGUCUUUAAUUCCCUCUUCAACAAUCAAAUCUUUCAAUCAAAAUUAAACCUGUAAAUUUUGUAAUUUGUGAUUUUAUUGGACUUUGCAUCAAGUCAUUGCCACAACAAGCAUAUCUUUCAUUAAAUUUAAAACAAAACUAACAAGAAGCAAAUAUUUAUCUUAUUCAAAAAUAAACAUUGGUCUUCAAUUACCAAAAUAACCAGCAUCCAAUCCAAAAUAAAAAAAAAAAAAUGAUCAUUAAUAAUAACAACAAUCCAUAACAAUCAAAUUUUGCAUCAAAUUCAAAGCAAAACAUUGGUCGUCAAUUAUAAUAACAACAAUAAAAUUCAAACAACAAAUUUGAUUUCAAUUACCAAAACAACAACUAAAUUAAAAACAAAUUAUCUACCUUCAAUCGCAAACUAAUCCUCCAUCAAAUUCAAAACGAAAUAUUCAUUUUCAAUUUCCACAAUCUUGUCAAAUCUUUUGUCAAAUUAUAAACAAAAUAUUGAUUUUUAUCAAUCACAAAAAUUAGAAAAAAAAAGUCUAAUUCGUAACAAAACUGUUGGCGGCUUAACUGGCUGCGUUAAUUUGACAGCUCUGCUCGCCUGCCGCAACCAGCUUGCUGCGAUCGAGCGCAACCCUGCGCAACGUUUCUCGCGCGCAACGGCGCGACGUUGCCACGACGCUGAACGAACGACGAGACACGAACGACGACCGACGACGACGACGAGAGAAAAAACCGCCAUUUUGCGGUACCAGUCUUUUUUCACCCUCGGACAAGUUAACACGUAGUUUUUAAUUAGACUUAAUAAAGCUAGUUGUAGUGCUAAAUCCGAGUGCGUUUACUUUUUUACCACACCCACGGCCAGUUCGAACAAUAAGUACAGUCCACCCGUGAGUAUUCCGCCGUUUUCCGUGGGGCCAACGUGCCGGCCCGAACAUUGGUCCAAUCGACCCGAAUUUGCACAUCCGGCGUGGAUGUGGUAAAGAAGCCUGGUGAAAAGUGCGAGGCAAACGUGCCUCAGAGAACAAGCGGACAGUUCCCGCGAAAAAGUCGCUCCGGUGAGAGACACGUAGCCGCGAGUGCAAAAGUGCAAAAAGUGCGAUUCCGGAACAUUCGUGAACAAUCCCGACGGAGGCAAACAGCCCUCAUUUCCGUUCGCGAGUGUCCAUAAGUGCAAAGAAGAAGAGGAGAAACUUAACCUAAAAGUGCUAAAAGUGAGAAGUGUGGAAAAUGCCGCCAAAAACCCCACGUACUCCGAUGAAGAAGUCGGAGGAAGACAUCCGCCAAGAAGAGUUAGAAGGCCUGGUCCACAUCCGAGAACAGAAGGUGGAAAGGAUCACUCGGAUGAAGGAGGCGAUCACCAGUGUGCCCAGAGGUGGGCGCACAGCCGCGACGGUAAGAGGAAACCAGAAGAAGCUGGAGUUGGUGAACAGCGAGUUCGACAGCGUCCAUCAGCGGAUCAUCCUCUUGGCGGAUGCAAGCUCUCGAGGUCAGCAUGAUGCCACGCAGCGGAAGUUCGAAGCCAUCUACGAUGAGCUCAUCAUGACCCUUGAGCAGUGGACCGAUGACCUCACCCCCGCCGUCGCUGCAGGAACGUCCAACGCCCUCGCGCCAGCCGGCGCUCAACCGGUGGUCAUCAACCAGCCUUAGCCGAGAAUCAUCCCUACGUUCGACGGCAAGUAUGAGUCCUGGGACAGGUUCAAGAUCAUGUUUAAGGACGUGGUCGACCGGUCAAACGAACUUCCCAGGAUCAAGCUAUACCACCUGGAGAAGGCCUUGAUUGGAAGUGCUCAGGGUGCGAUCGACGACAAAACCAUCCAGGAUGGGAAUUACGCGCACGCCUGGGACAUUUUGGAGGAACAGUACGGGGACAAGCGGCGGAUGAUCGAUCUGCACAUCGGUGGCAUGCUACGAGUCCAGAAGCUGGUCAAAGAGAGCCACGAGGAGCUAAGGUCACUCGUGCAGAACUUCAACGGCCACGUCGAGAACCUCAAGUUCCUUGGCCAGCAGUUCACCGGAGUGUCGGAACAGAUCGCCGUCUACCUCCUGGCACAUGCCCUGGACGACGCCACGUACAAGCUAUGGAAGGCAACGAUCAAGCGAGGAGAACUUCCGAACUACGAGGCGGCCAUCCAGUUCUUGAAGGAUCGAGUCUCCGUUCUGGAACGGUGGGAGAAAACCAACGAAGCGGCACCGAAGCAGCGACAAGCAUCCAAGCCAUACUCCAGCAAGCCAACCCAGAAGGCCAACGCGGCCACAACGUCGCAGCCGGAAUCCCGGUGCGAGAUCUGCGCUGAGCCACACCAAACCUUCAAGUGCGCGACCUUCCUCGGGUACACGGUAGCCCAGCGCAAGGACAAGGCGAGGGAGAAGAACCUGUGCUAAAACUGCCUGCGGC